GGCUGCGUUCCAUGCGCGUUUGGUUGUGCCAGCGUGUUCUGUCCUCGGGGUUGCGUCCGCGUCUCGUCUCCCGGCCAUGAAGGUGGUCCCCGCCGCCGCUGCCCCCGCCGCAUCCCCCGGCCCUAGCUGCGCUCUCAAGGGCGCGGGGGGCGAGCCUUCGCCGCGCUGCCUCUCGGAGCAGAGCGUGUCGCUGUCUCGCGUGGGCAGCCCCCCUUCCCGGGGCUUGCCCCUCGGGCCGGAGCAAGCCGCCGCCGCUGCCGCCGCCUCGCUGCUUCUGGACAUGAAGGGCUGCUAUUCGCGCCUGGCCGCGCUGGUGCCCACCUUGCCUCGCCACCGCCGCGUGUCCAAAGUGGAGAUCCUCCAGCACGUGAUCGAUUACAUUUGGGCGCUCCAACACGAGCUGCAGGACCCGCUGACCGCCGGGGCGCCCCCGCCGCGGGGCGUGGACGAGCCGGCCGGAGCCGAGCCUGCUUGUGUUAGCCCGGAUGACGGAAUCUUGUGCCGCUGAAGAUCCCUUUGAAGGCUGCCAGAAGAUCUGUUGAAAUGCUUCCUAUCCCUCCAAUGGCAGGGAAAAAAAGAAUGGGGUGCUUCGCUGGUGAUGGGGGGGCUCCCUUGUCUGCCCCAUUCCUAUCUCCCCAGAUGUGGGCCGCACAGCAGAUUGAAAGUGGUUUUACAGAUCCAGAUGUUGAUGGGACUUCUCGUCUUUUAUCGCCCUGGUGCUUAAUUCCAGAAGGGAUCAACUCCGCUAGAAUUGGACUCUGAAUAGGCAUCUUUUAACGUCUUGAUGGGACAGUGCCUUUUUUCCCCUCUUUUUUUUUUGCUUUCUUAAAAAAAAGCUAGGAUUAAAACUUCACCCGAAUAUUUCUCAGUUUUCUGAGAAUCGACCGUAUUGUAUAUUACAAUGCUCCUAUCUCUGAGAAUAUUUUUCUAUAUUUUUUUGCUGUUAGGGAACAAAUGCAUAUUGCUGUGAAAAAAGG
This is a messenger RNA of Crotalus tigris (Tiger rattlesnake), 977 nucleotides long. RefSeq names its product inhibitor of DNA binding 1, HLH protein (gene ID1). The coding region runs from base 77 to 508 and encodes 143 amino acids. Lineage: Eukaryota; Metazoa; Chordata; Lepidosauria; Squamata; Viperidae. Gene Ontology annotation, biological process: negative regulation of transcription by RNA polymerase II; cell differentiation; circadian regulation of gene expression. The transcript has 2 exons. Gene Ontology annotation, cellular component: nucleus; cytoplasm. The record is from RefSeq and is a predicted model, not a curated record. Gene Ontology annotation, molecular function: transcription regulator activity; protein dimerization activity.